ACAGGAAGGUGAAAUUGCACAGGGGUUAAGGGAACCAUGGGGUCUGUGAGAUAUGGUGCGUUGAUGUGGUGCGCUUACUUUCUAAUCACCCUGUAUAUUAAACAUACACACUGUAUGACUAAUCAGUGAUAUAUUACAUCUAUAUGUUAUGUUCAUUUAAACGCCGGUCAUACAGCCGAGUUAAAUCAGUUUUAUAACGUUGUGUUUAGAAUAUAGCCGUAUAAUAAAUGUGGGCUGUAUAAUUCCAAAGAGUAGAACAUGCGAACGUUUCUCCAGCAGGGGGCGCAGGUGUCUCGCUGAUAUUGUGUUGCUUUUCUUGUGACAGUAAAAUGACAACUAAUCGGCCUCACCCAACACAGUAUAUUUUUCGUGGGGAGAUACUAUAUUUAAUGUAGAUGACUCCAAUCCUAAAUGUACCACGGGCACGCUAUUUACCUCCAAACAUCCAACAUCACUCAAAUUCUACACUGAGUGAUCAAUUGCGUUUACAAAUGCAUACAAACGCUCCAUUUUCAGUUAUUCACAUUGCUGUAAGAAUAUAAACCGAUCGCACGAUUACAUUCGCAUAUAAUAUGUUAUAUCUUAUUUACAGAAUGCUAUUUUUUUCUUUCUCUCAUACAUCAAUAACAACACAGGUAUGCGAUGAAAUGUUUGAAAAAAAUUCCAGACAAAAAGUGUUGGGGGAAGUUUACCUGUGUAGCAAUGGGGAUUUUUAUCAGAUAUAGAGAAUCUGCUAUUUACUGUGAAGAAGGCGAUUUGUCCAUAAUGAAACGUUCCUUCAACGCGCAGUUGCAGUUCCACUUUUGGCCGGCAGGGGGUGGAGCACAGCACAGUCCUCGCAGCGCAGCCUCUUCAGAUAGCAGAUUGGAACCUGGCGUUUAAACAUCAGUCAGGGGUGUGAUGUGUGCCAGUCUGUGUUCAGUACGCGGAGGCGCUGCAUGAGGAAUUGGUUCAUCCGUUUCUCUUCUCUUUUUCUUUACCUUCUCCAUUUGUGUCACUAAAUCCCCCGAAGAUGCCUUCAAAUCAGAAACUACAAGGUGGAAAAGCAUUCGGACUCUUAAAAGCACAGCAACGGGACCGCUUAGAAGAAAUCAACAAGGAGUUUCUUGAAGACCAGAAGUUUAGCGAUGAAGAGGACCUUGCAGAAAAGCUGGACUCUUUUAAAAGCAAAUAUGUUGAAUUUGACCUCAACGAUCAAGGGGAGAUUGACAUGAUGGCCCUGAAGAGAAUGAUGGAGAAGCUGGGGGUCCCGAAAACCCACCUGGAAAUGAAGAAGAUGAUCUCGGAGGUGACAGGAGGGUGCAGCGAGACCAUCAGCUACCGGGACUUUGUGAAAAUGAUGCUGGGGAAACGAUCUGCUGUCCUGAAACUAGUAAUGCUCUUCGAAGACAAGGCCAACGGAAGCAGUUUGAAGCCAGUCGGACCUCCUCCUAAGAGAGACAUCACAAGCCUCCCCUAAAGGAUUCCAGGGGAACCUGGACCAACCCGCACAGAGUCCCACAAAGUGUCUUUGCAUAGGUUUGUAAGUAGAGCCACGGUUAGGCAUCGGCUGUGAUCAAGCCAGGAUGCAGUCAGGUGCUGAAAGCCUGCAGUGUGCGGAGCAGGACCUCAGCUGCCAAGGGUCGCUUCGCCAGAUUUUAAUUAUGGAGCGGUGCUAUCCUUAUAGCGGCUUUUAAAAAGUACACUACCAAGCAACAAGACAGACAGCAACUGUGUGGUUUUAGGAAAGGUCAUGUAUUGUGUCAGCAUUACACGACCGCACACAGUGAUCAUAGCUUUUGUCACUGGGUACUUUUUAAAAACUAUUUCUGCGCCAUAGUUGAAAUUUAAUCUUAGGGUUAGUAGUAAAAUAUAUUUUUUAAACACUGUAAAGUAUAACAUUUAAUAAAUACUGUAUAUAUCUUUUUUUUUUAAUUAACGGAUACACUCUUGUUAAUGCCCUAGUCCUUGUCAUAACCCCCUUCCCAAUCUCGACUCAGUCAUAUUUAUUAUACCAUUGACACUCAUUCUAGUCGCAACUUCCACCCAAUUCUGACCAAAAUCAAAUUUAUGGUCCCGUGGGGCAUUCACAAGAGUGGAUCAAGUACGGGCAUUACCCUCUAUAGAAACAUAUGAAGCAGGUUUGUGAAAAUGAUGCACAGCUGUGUGGUUUAAGUCAAAUCCCUCACCAGUCCCAUUGACAGUGUCUAUUGUACAUCAGGUAGCAGUGCCAGCUGAAUCGGAUGAACAGAGAGCCGAGGUCUAUUCUACUGAACAACUAAAACCUGCUGUUAUUCAUUAUACCUGCUCAUUUCAGGCUGGAACACAAACCCCCCCACCACCCCACCCCCCUACACUUGCAUGGAUUUAAUAGAUGGAUCUACUGUAAGUCUGCCAUUGCAUAUUCGUAUGAGCCAUUUCAGUCUUUAUUAUGAGUCUGCAGUAAUGUAAGUGGACUUUUGUUACCGAUAAAGUGUGAUUAAUGUAAUAAAACUCAUAGUAAAACCUGGAUCAGCCAACACUGGUAUGCAAUGGAAGGCCUUAGCUGGAUUAUAAAGUAACUCUAAGAUAGUUUUGCUGGGUUUUUUUUAAAUUUUAUUAUCAGCUGGUUACACGCACAGCUUAAUGCAGGUCGCCUUCUAAAGCAAGCCUUGUAACUAUACAAAGAAUGACUUGUGGUCUGUGGGUUACAAUGAGAGUUAAUAUAUAGUUUUGUUAUUUUCAAAUAAAGGCACAUGUUAAUACAUGGGGUCAAUAAAUCAGCCCUGGGGAUCAAGCCCAGCUGUAUUAAUAUAGAGAAAAACUGCAAUGGCAUUGAUAUCCGUCACUCUUUGAGAAGUUCAUGUAAAAAUAAAACUAAUAUUACAAUUAAGAGCUGAGCUGUUUAAAUCAAUGCUUACUGUAUAUGGUUUUUUUAAUUCACUUUUUAAUGCAGAGAGCAGCACGUGUAAUAAAAGGUAAUAUAAAGACUUAUUUAAAAAAAAAAUUAAUUGGAGUUAGAUUGCUAAAGUAUAUUGUGUAUUGUGCAUCCAUAACAUUCAAUCAAAAAAAAAAACAGGUAACACUUUUAAUUAAGAUACUCCAGUAGACAGACUUCCACUGAUGAAGACGCCAGCUGAAACGUUUGUCUGCUUCCUUUAGUUUCACGUACAUUUUACCGAAAUAUUGCAGAGUAGUGAAAAAAUCAAUAAAUGGCUUUUUUUAAGUGCCUAAGAGUAAAUGGCCUGAUAUAUUAAAAGCCGAGGUUGGAAAUUGGGGAGACUUGGUGCAGUGCAAGACCCACAUUGAGCCUUCAUAUGGAUGUGUGAAGCCAUCCCUUUAACACGGAUGUAGUGCGUUCUGUUUAUUGUCGUAAUAAUGUACUGACGCCCUUAAAGCCUCAUUUAAUUAAAGGGGAAGUGGCAAAUUAAAUAAGUCCAUAGAUUCCGCCUGUUAUGUACUGUAGGUCUCACAAGAAGCCUAUGUUAUUCCAAACACUUAUUUUGUUCAUGUAUCUAUGGUACCAAUCUAGGUUAAAGAAAGCUCUGAGAUUGCUUGCUUUGGUUUCAGAUACCUACAGGUCUUUCGGAGUCAAAGCACUUGAGUCUUUAAGGAAGUUUCUUUCCUUCGUUGCAGGAAAGGACCUUGGAACUGCAAACAGUAUAUAACAGAAUUUACAUAAAGUAAACAGUAUUUCUUUUGAGCAGCAUUUUUUGUGACAACUACAUUUAUUGCAGUUAUUUAGCAGUACCAUAGGGGAAAAUCUUAAGACAGGAAGUUCAUAUUAAAAACAGAACCAUCUGUGUGCACUAGGCUUUGUAAACCCUCAGGAUAGAUAAAGACUAGUGGGGACAUUCCAAGGACUUCAAGCAAAGCAAAAGUGAUUUUAUUUUUAACUGAUCUGUUGUACAGUGUACAAUGAACCCUGUUUCAUGUGGAAGUAGCUGCAUGCUACUGUUUUAUGUUCUCAUUUAUAUUUAAAUGUGUCAGGUAAACCAUUUGUUUGUUCACUGCUUUCUGAUUAGAGAUUUUUGUUUUUUGUUUGUAAAAAAAGAAAAUUAAAAAAAAAAAGAUUUGG
Messenger RNA from Acipenser ruthenus (sterlet), 4036 nucleotides. RefSeq names its product allograft inflammatory factor 1-like. The record is from RefSeq and is a predicted model, not a curated record. The coding region runs from base 1013 to 1459 and encodes 148 amino acids. The transcript has 6 exons. NCBI's taxonomy places the organism in Eukaryota, Metazoa, Chordata, Actinopteri, Acipenseriformes, Acipenseridae. Gene Ontology annotation, cellular component: actin filament; ruffle membrane. Gene Ontology annotation, biological process: actin filament bundle assembly; ruffle assembly. Gene Ontology annotation, molecular function: actin filament binding; calcium ion binding.